Messenger RNA from Fusarium proliferatum ET1, 1722 nucleotides. RefSeq lists its product as uncharacterized. Bases 1 to 1722 code for a protein of 573 amino acids. NCBI's taxonomy places the organism in Eukaryota, Fungi, Ascomycota, Sordariomycetes, Hypocreales, Nectriaceae. The transcript has 3 exons. The record is from RefSeq and is a predicted model, not a curated record. Gene Ontology annotation, biological process: DNA-templated transcription. Gene Ontology annotation, molecular function: DNA binding; zinc ion binding.
AUGGCUGGUCGCAUUUCGAGUUUAGAGCGCAGCCUGGCCGAAGCGACUGCGCAUGGGAAUCUGUCUUGUAACAGCUUAAUACCAAGCACGAUUAUGCAUGAGCAAGAGUUGCCUCCAGAGUUGCCAUUGAAAAAGAUAUCGACCGGCCAGUAUCUUGAUGAAAUACUGGUAACUCGAGUCGUUGGUGAAGACGAAAGUAUUGCAACUGCUCUAGCAGCAUCGCGGCACGAGCAGAGAGAGCUUCCAAGCUCUCCCUUCGACGUAAUGGGAAUUAUGUCCUUUCCUUGCUAUACCCAACAGCCUUCUGCAUUUCACCCUGGCAAAGCUGCUGCCGUCGAGCUUUGGAAUAUCUACCUGAACAAUGUUGAAAUCAUCCUCGGACUGAAGUUGACACAUAUCCCUACCGAUGAAGUCAGAGUUUAUUCAACUAUUGAUGAUCCUGUCACUGCAAAAUUGGACGAUCUUGCAUUUUGCUACAGUGUCUACUUUGCAGCGGCUGUGUCACUCGACGAUUCUACAGUGCUCUUCUUGGACAAGACCACGGAACUUCAACGUUUCAAAAUGGGUAUCGAACAAGCUUUUGCCCAUGGAGACUUCUUUAAUCGGCCAACAUUGACUGGCCUAAGAGCUUUAGCUAUAUACCUUUCAGCAAUACGUGUUCAUAAUCGAGGGAAAUCUGUUUGGAUUCUCAAUGGUCUCGUCAUUCGGGUCGCUCAAUCUCUUGGACUCUAUAAGGAUGGGAUUAGGCUUGGCUUGCCACCUUUUGAGUCGGAGCUCCGUCGAAGGCUUUGGUGGCAUAUUAUUACCAGAGAUAGCCGCUCCGGGGAGGACUUUGGUCUCGAAGACCCAAAUGACCUGCUAUUGACAUCUGAUGUCAAGCUACCCUUGAAUAUCAAUGAUGCUGAUCUCUUUCCGGGAAUGGAGGAGCUGCCAGCGGAACGGACCGAAUGGACCAGCAUGACGUUCUCAUUGAUCAAUAUCGACUUGGCCAAGGCUACGGAAAAGCUCAGAACUGGCAACGCCUCAGCAUCAAAAUUGAGAAAAGAAUGGAGAGAAAAAGUCUUUAAAGAAGUGUGUACUAAGACCAGGGCCAGACUAGAGAAUUGCAACCCAUUGACUCCGCACCAACGACUUACAGCCCACUGCACGGGCUUUCUUCUGCGCAAACUCGACUUCGUCACAAACCAACAAUGGCUCAUAUCGCAAAACAGGGAGGUCAAUGACUACGUACUAAAAGAGAAAACACUUGUCGCUGCGUUGGACAUCCUGGAAGCGAGGACAGGUGGAGAUGAUCCCUUUCUCACCCAGUUUGCCUGGGCUAAGAAGGUUCAUCCACAGUACCAUGUAACAUUAUAUGUUCUGUGGUACUUGUGCACUAAACCGAAAGGGUCACACGUCGAGCGCGCAUGGUGUGCCAUAGAUAGCAUCUUCAGGCAGGAGAUGGCUUUUGACUUCAUUGGCUGUACUGGAGCUAAACCAGCUGUUCUGAAGGCACUGAGGACUAAGGCUGAAACGCUGCGGAAGAAUUUGGAGGCACCAAAUGCACGUACUGGCUGUAACCUAGACCCUGCUACAUCAACUGAGCUAGGCCAUAUCGAUGACCCUUUGAAAUUCAUCGAAGGCUUCAAUUUCGAUGACGAGGUAUUGGAAGAUGGAGUUCCAUGGUCAUCGUGGACCUCACUACUCCAGGGGCUUCAAGCGGAUCAACCGAUGUUUCAAUAA